AUGCGUCACUGUGCACCAGUUGAUCUGGCUCUAGCACCAGUUGAUCUGGUUCUAGCACCAGCUGAUCUGGUUCUAGCACCAGUUGAUCUGGCUCUAGCACCAGUUGAUCUGGUUCUAGCACCAGCUGAUCUGGUUCUAGCACCAGCUGAUCUGGUUCUAGCACCAGUCGAUCUGGUUCUAGCACCAGUCGAUCUGGUUCUAGCACCAGUCGAUCUGGCUCUAGCACCAGUCGAUCUGGUUCUAGCACCAGUCGAUCUGGUUCUAGCACCAGCUGAUCUGGCUCUAGCACCAGUCGAUCUGGUUCUAGCACCAGUCGAUCUGGUUCUAGCACCAGUUGAUCUGGUUCUAGCACCAGUUGAUCUGGUUCUAGCACCAGUUGAUCUGGCUCUAGCACCAGUCGAUCUGGCUCUAGCACCAGUCGAUCUGGCUCUAGCACCAGUCGAUCUGGCUCUAGCACCAGUCGAUCUGGUUCUAGCACCAGUCGAUCUGGCUCUAGCACCAGUCGAUCUGGUUCUAGCACCAGUCGAUCUGGUUCUAGCACCAGUCGAUCUGGCUCUAGCACCAGUCGAUCUGGCUCUAGCACCAGUCGAUCUGGCUCUAGCACCAGUUGAUCUGGCUCUAGCACCAGUUGAUCUGGUUCUAGCACCAGUUGAUCUGGCUCUAGCACCAGUUGAUCUGGCUCUAGCACCAGUUGAUCUGGUUCUAGCACCAGUUGAUCUGGCUCUAGCACCAGUUGAUCUGGCUCUAGCACCAGUUGAUCUGGCUCUAGCACCAGUUGAUCUGGUUCUAGCACCAGUUGAUCUGGCUCUAGCACCAGUUGAUCUGGUUCUAGCACCAGUUGAUCUGGCUCUAGCACCAGUUGAUCUGGUUCUAGCACCAGUUGAUCUGGCUCUAGCACCAGUUGAUCUGGCUCUAGCACCAGUUGAUCUGGUUCUAGCACCAGUUGAUCUGGUUCUAGCACCAGUUGAUCUGGCUCUAGCACCAGUUGAUCUGGCUCUAGCACCAGUUGAUCUGGUUCUAGCACCAGUUGAUCUGGCUCUAGCACCAGUUGAUCUGGUUCUAGCACCAGUUGAUCUGGUUCUAGCACCAGUUGAUCUGGCUCUAGCACCAGUUGAUCUGGUUCUAGCACCAGUUGAUCUGGUUCUAGCACCAGUUGAUCUGGUUCUAGCACCAGUUGAUCUGGCUCUAGCACCAGUUGAUCUGGCUCUAGCACCAGUUGAUCUGGUUCUAGCACCAGUUGAUCUGGUCCUUCAGGAGAACCAAUGUUUUUAUUAUAUUUCUCCAGCAAUUAUCAAAAGUUCCCAGUAAAUCUCACCUCACCAGUCAGACCAGUAACAAACCAUCAAAUUAACAAAGACAGGAUUCAGGUUAAAAAGAAAGUAAAGCCACCUGUAGGGAGAUGAGAGCACAGACCUCUGGGUAAUUAUGUUUUAUGCUUUUAUGAUCAUAUUUUAAAUUAAAACAAUUAUGAUAAACCAAAAACUAAAGUUUCAGUUAGAUUUUUAUUUUGAUAAAUUUUGAAAUCCUGCAUAAUCGUGACUGCUCUCCUCAAUGUAACUACAGGUCAAACCUUUGUUGGAUUCAGUCUGACUAUAAAAGCUAAAGAUUAGGCUCUUUUUAGCGAGCGGAACCAAAUGAUCUGGGUCCUGAGAAGAUGCCGAACCAUCUCCCAUUAAAACAUAUCAUUAUACCUGAGCUUCUUCAACUCAGCAUGUCUGCAGUGAAACUGCUCUGUUAUUUCCUCUGGAGUUGAUUUGAGUGUAGAAAAUGACAUAAAAUUGUAAGUUGUGCUGUUCUCUCAUGUCGUCCAUGACAGAGUUGAGCUACUUGCAGAAAACUGCAGCAGUGUCACAUAAACAGACUCUGUGUCCUGGUUUGAGUCCUGGUGGAAUGUGAUGUUACAGUUUUAUAACUGAAUAAACUUUGAUAAAAAAAGUAUCAAUGUAUACUACAUCAACUGUUGUUUUCUGCUCCGAUUACAGCAGAGAGAGAUCCGUAAACUAAUCUGAAAGCUGCAUGGUUAAUAAGUUGGAUAAAUUUGGUGUGUGGUUUGGGACUGAAAGGAUUUGUGAUCAAAAGCUCAGCCCACAUUAAUCAGAUAAAUUAUUGAUACUGUUUUCUGAGAAAUAUGAGCUGAGGUUUUGUUUAGAAAAGCUGAAGCUCAGAAGGCAGUGGCCUCCCAAAAACAUCCAACUUGGUGCUCUCAAAGGUCUCUUUACUGAAGCUGGAAGAGUUAAGCACAAGAAGAGUUGAGAUGAUCCAUAAAAGAGAAACGGUAACACGGAGAAACAUGCAAAGAUAAUGCUUAGAAAAUUCAACAAAAGUAAUUUAACAAGCAGAUAAAUAAAGAGGAGAGGUGCUGCUGCUGUGCUACAUUUAGGUUUAAUGAAUGUUUUGCAAUAAAUAUAAUGUAAAAUCUG
This is a messenger RNA of Girardinichthys multiradiatus, 2420 nucleotides long. RefSeq lists its product as uncharacterized. Lineage: Eukaryota; Metazoa; Chordata; Actinopteri; Cyprinodontiformes; Goodeidae. The transcript is spliced from 3 exons. Bases 1 to 1308 code for a protein of 435 amino acids. The record is from RefSeq and is a predicted model, not a curated record.